GCUGAGCGCUUCGCAUCCACAUUCUACAACCCGAUGUCUUCCAUCCUCAGCUAGGCUACAAGACCCUGGCUCACGACUCUCUUUAAAAUCCAAACCAAGCCUUUACAUUCAUUACAUUUCAAAGAGACACAGCAACAACAUCCAUCAUGAAGCGACAACACGUCGCCCUGCCGGGCCUCAAAUCUCUGGCCGCCGCCAUCCUCGUUGCGCGCGUCGCCGAGGGCGCAAAGACCUACUGCGCCAACCAAGACAACGUCGUCGUGACGGACGCCAACUGCGACGGCACGAAGCCCGCCGACACCUUUUUCAUGUUCUUUAGCGAAGAAGACUCUAUCGCGCUCGGCAGCGCCGUCGACCCUCUCAAGACGGACCUGUAUGACAGCGCUGACCCGGUCGAGCGACAGAAUGCCAGGUUUCCUUUCGAAGUUGAUGAGGCCAAGUUCGAGACUAGAGACAUGGAGCCUGGCGGGUUCGGCAGGCGAGCUUGUGGAGGUAAUGGCGGUGGCAGAGUUGGAGGCGGGUAUAUUGGAAGACCAAUUGGUGGUGGCUACUAUGGUGGCUAAAGUGGCAUUCUUUGGAGAGGGAGAGCGAAUACUUUUGAAGGUCUUACUGUUCAUAUUAUACCACAAUAUACAGC
Molecule: messenger RNA, 637 nt
Organism: Colletotrichum godetiae
Lineage: Eukaryota; Fungi; Ascomycota; Sordariomycetes; Glomerellales; Glomerellaceae
Exons: 1
Coding region: 147-563 (138 amino acids)
Source: RefSeq, a predicted model, not a curated record